CACCGUCACUUCUCAAUCGACCCCAUCACUGAUCCAUUGCCGUUGUCUCUUCUCUACAGUCGACGUCACUUCUCGCUUGCGGCCUUGAUUCUCAGAAAUCGGAGACAGAUUAGCCGCCAGCAUUUCUCUACCGCCGGCAUCCCUACUCCAUCGCCGCCGUAGCUUCUCGAUUGCAGGUGUGGUGUCUCGAUUGCGGUAGCCCAUUCAGAGAUUCCCCUUCAAAAGUUUCUUCUCUAUCGAAGCUUAGGCUGGGAUUCUAGUAACUUCCUUCAUUUAUUCCCUUCUUCUUGGUAUUUGAGCCAAAAUGAAAGUGGACACAGACUUUUAGAUUCCACAUUCCGAACCCCCGCAACUGUCAUUGUUACAGAAGAGGAAAAACAUGGAAUUGGGGCAAAGCUCUAGCUUUUCAAGCAACAACGUCAUCUGGGCCAGACUCAUACCUGUGGAUGCAAGUGAUUCAGAGAUUGAGCUGAAGUUGAAUGAGACAGUGAUAUGCUCAAAGGUUAAAUCUUUGGAGAAGCAAGCAUGGUGCAAAAUCAAAAGAGGUGUGGAUCUGGUUUCUGCAACCAUACAAAAUAUCAGUUCCAACACGAUUCUUGUUGAUGAGGCGGUUCUUCUAGAUGAACAAACUAGGACGAUCAAGUGUGGCAGUGAAAUUGCUCUGAGCCUUUCUUCUUCCGAGGGUUCUUUAAAAUACAGAUUUGAGAUAAUGCCUGCAGAGGAACCUUGCAAACGGUUAAAGGUCUCUGUUGAUGUAGAACAUGCAAAAUGCAGCAUUUGCUUAAACAUAUGGCAUGAUGUUGUCACCGUUGCACCCUGUCUUCACAAUUUUUGUAAUGGGUGCUUUUCAGAGUGGCUAAGGAGAUCUCAAGAGAAACAUUCAAGUGUUAAAUGUCCUGAGUGUAGAGCUGUCGUUCAGUUUGUAGGGAAAAAUGCCUUCUUGCAUAACAUUGAGAAUUAGUUUGUGAAAGUUCGUGGGGGUGCAACGGAAUUCAUCAAUUAAAAUAAGUUAUGCAAACAAAUCAAACAGAGUGCUAUAA
Molecule: messenger RNA, 1040 nt
Organism: Cuscuta campestris
Lineage: Eukaryota; Viridiplantae; Streptophyta; Magnoliopsida; Solanales; Convolvulaceae
Source: the annotation of a GenBank genome assembly